Topomyia yanbarensis is the source of this 5104-nucleotide messenger RNA. Its product is annotated as potassium voltage-gated channel protein Shaw-like. The record is from RefSeq and is a predicted model, not a curated record. Gene Ontology annotation, molecular function: delayed rectifier potassium channel activity; protein binding. NCBI's taxonomy places the organism in Eukaryota, Metazoa, Arthropoda, Insecta, Diptera, Culicidae. The transcript is spliced from 13 exons. Gene Ontology annotation, biological process: protein homooligomerization; potassium ion transmembrane transport. The coding region runs from base 1766 to 3886 and encodes 706 amino acids. Gene Ontology annotation, cellular component: voltage-gated potassium channel complex; dendrite membrane; axon.
UGGAGUCGGUCGUGGAAUACGGAACAGUUCGGUGGGAAAGUGGAAAUUAAUUAAAAACUGGUCAGUUAGAAUGAAUGCAGUGAAUUGAUUUAAUUGUCAAGUGUGAACAGAGUUGUGUCAUUAAAUAUUGACCGCAGAUCAUUAAUCUCGAAUAACAAGUGUUAAACUGCCAUUAGUGAGGGUGAUGAAUGAGGCCGCCAGCCAGUGCUUGAGAUUGAAUGGUAAUACUCCGGCGAGGUUAUCUGAGUGGAAACCGCCAAGUUCAAACAUUGUUCAGUGAGGAAAAUUUGUAGCACCUGAUUGCGCUGUUUCCGUGGCAAGUGAAACAACGCAGAAAAUUGUGGAAACUCCUGUUAAUGGAUUACUGCCGACAGACGGGAAACAAAGGAAACAAAUGUGUAUUAAAAUACGAGGAUAUUCGCGGCUUUAGUUGAAGAGUUUGCUGACUCCCUGGUAAACGACCAUCCAACGAAGUAAGCGGAUAAUCCUGGACUCUGAUGAAGUGGGAGCCUUGCAUUACGUGUGACAGAUUAUGUUGUAAUGUAGUCCUGUUAAGUGUGUUUAAUGGAAUAGAUCGGCUGAAACCACUCGGAAAAAGCUUCACUUUGGCGGCAAUCAGGACCACACACAGGAACACACACAAACGCCGCGUGGGAAACGUUGGCGAAUUCAUCGUUUCCACCUUGCAAAUAAACCAGCAUUUUCCGGCCAAACAUUGUAAAACGAUAAAAAAUCAUGAAAAAUUCACUCGACAAAAUGAAUACAUAAAUAAAUAAAUAAAUAAAGCAACAAUCGCAUAAACUACGGCUUUUGGUGCUCAGCAGCAGAAGGGUGGCCGGGAAUUGUGUCUGUGCAGUGCACAAUCCCCGAUGCAAAUACUCCCGAUGACGGUAGAAACCAGAAGCCAUUGUCAGCCAACACCAACGUCAUCAUCGCCUGCUAUGCGAAUGUUUGAUUUGUAGCGCGCGGAUGGAAAUUUCUUCCCGAUAUUUUCAUACCGAAGAAAUCUACCGCAAAACGCAGAACGGUGGCGGCGGAUUCCUCGAGCUAGAACGAAGUGCGGUUCGUUAGGCAGUAGAAUAAUGCAACGGGAAGUGAUGCAAAUUUGAUUGCAAUUUUCGACGAAGUGCAUGAACUGUGGAAUCAAGUUUGAAUUCAGUAAAUUUGUUGGCGGGAACAGUGAUCAACUUCGACUGUGGAUUGCGCGUCAAUUAUGGUCUGUUUGUAUGAUGGACCUUGGUAAAGUGCAUUAAACAGUUUGUUCAAUGUUUUCCUGCUUUGAAAUAGAGAUUCGAAUUAUAACAAGUGAUCACUAAUUGUCCAAAUAACCCGUUUUGAUUCAUCGAUUACUAAGAUUUAGACUUCAAUCCUGAACAACUAAUAUGUUAAAAUUAGGUUUUAAAUGCUUCAAAUAUUGAUAUUUAAUCUUCCAGUGGUGGAGUUUUUUUUAAGCAUACGUCCACUGACCGCUAAAAAAAAGUCUAAAUUAUUGAUAAUCCCUAACUGCCCGCAACAACCAUCAUUGCUGAUUAGCUACGAUAACAGUACGGGAAAAAACGAACAAUGCAAAGGGAAAUUACACAUCUACCAUCUGCGUUAAGCUAAAACCAGUGACCCAGUGUGAGUGAGUGUAAUCUAGCUAAGAGAAAAGAGUCACCCUCUGCCGAGAAAACAAAUGGACUGUCAUGAAUUAUGAAAAUGAUUUAACGCUGGACCUAAGCAGGACAAGCAUCAUCAUCAGCAGCAGAAGCAGCAGCAGACCGCGAUGGACGGAGAAAACCGGAUCAUCCUCAACGUGGGUGGCAUUAGAUAUGAGACCUACAAGGCGACACUCAAAAAAAUCCCCGCCACUCGAUUAUCGCGGCUGACCGAGGCACUAGCGAACUACGAUCCAAUUUUGAAUGAGUACUUCUUCGACCGACAUCCCGGCGUGUUUGCCCAAGUGCUCAACUACUACCGCACCGGAAAACUACACUACCCAACGGAUGUCUGCGGGCCGCUGUUCGAGGAAGAGCUGGAGUUCUGGGGUCUGGACUCGAACCAGGUGGAACCGUGUUGCUGGUCAACCUAUAGCGUACACCGAGACACUCAGAGCACUUUGGCCAUAUUGGACAAACUGGAGCUGGACGACGAGCAGCCGUCGGAGGAAGCCAUCGCCCGGCUUUUUGGCUUCGAGGAGGCACUGCUCAACGGGGAGCUGACCUGCUGGCAGCGGACGAAGCCUAAGAUUUGGGCCCUGUUCGACGAACCGUCGAGUUCAACCGGGGCGAAGAUCGUCGCUGGAAUAUCGGUGUUCUUCAUAUGCAUUUCUGUGAUAUCUUUCUGUCUGAAGACACAUCCGGGACUUCGCGUCGAAAUUCCGGCUAUUAUGAACGUCUCGAGCAACGGUAGCAGUACCCUGCUAGCGAAUUUCACUAGCAUCGGUGGUUUCCUACCAACGAACUCCCCGGGCAGUAGUGGUAGUAGCAGCGACAGCAUCAACAGUAGUAGUAGCACCACUAGUAGCGGUGGCAGUAGUAUUAUUAGCACUAAAAGUAGUAGCACCAUUGACGGUGCUGGCAGUGGUCCAGGUGCUCCUCGUCCACCUCCCCGAACAGCGGAACCAUCAACCACCAACAGACUAGGGUCGGCCAGCUUCGGAGGAGGUCUGUUUACGCAACGUUCCGGUCGGUUAAUUUCGUCCGCCUAUCGGAUGCAGUCCGGCAAGGGGUCCAACAUUGUCGACAACUGGCAGGAGACGUACGGGCAACCACACGAGGCAUUCUUCUACGUCGAGCUGGUGUGCAAUGUUUGGUUUAUCAUCGAGCUGAUGGUUCGACUUGUGGUCACCCCGAACAUCUUCCAGUUCAUCAAAUCACCGGUGAACAUCAUCGAUCUGGCGGCCACCCUAAGCUUCUACACCGACGUAUGCCAACGGAUGGGCGAACAUACGGGUCUGCUGGAGGCAUUUUCCAUCGUCCGGAUCCUGAGACUGUUCAAGCUGACGCGGCAUUCGCCGGGAUUGCGGAUUUUGAUACACACCUUCAAGGCAUCGGCCCGGGAGUUGACGCUGCUGGUGUUUUUUCUAGUGCUCGGAAUUGUUGUCUUCGCCAGUUUGGUUUACUACGCCGAAAAGCUGCAGGAUAAUCCAGAUAAUCAGUUCAAGAGCAUCCCGCUCGGGCUGUGGUGGGCCAUCGUCACCAUGACCACCGUCGGGUACGGCGAUAUGGCGCCGAAAACCUACGUGGGAAUGUUUGUGGGGGCGCUUUGUGCCCUGGCCGGUGUGUUGACAAUCGCACUGCCCGUUCCUGUCAUCGUUAGCAACUUUUCCAUGUUCUACUCGCAUACGCAGGCACGUUCCAAACUGCCGAAGAAACGCCGACGGGUGCUACCUGUGGAGCAGCCGCGAAGAAAACGGGAACCCUGUCCCGCCAACCGGAGGGUGAACGCCAUGAAGCACCAGCACCAUGGCCAUGCGACACAUCCCGCCAUCUUUAAGGACGCUUUUGGUGGGGCGAAAAUCGGGCACGUGAAUGGUGUGAACGUAAUAGGUCUUACACUGCAGGGGCCAUCGGUUCCGGGAUUGGCCGUGAUGAAACCACCCUCCAUAAUGCAGCAAGGUGACUUUAUUAAUGUUCCCCAGCUCAGCUCUCUGCAACCCCGGCAGCCAACGACCGGAAACGUGGAUUUAUUGUUUCCAUUACAACCGAAACUGCUGGUCCCGUUGGCCGAUCGACGGGAUUCCAAUCGUCUCCAGCCACCACCGCCAAUGACGACGGCAUGCAGCGCAGCAACAUCCACUACUGCAUUCCAGCAGGAAAUCCCACUGGAACCGAAAGUAACCCUGCAAAACGAUUCGUGUUCAUCGAACUGCGGCCAUGAUACUCCCAGCGGGGACGAGGUCUGAAAGGUUAAAGCUUUACUGUCGACGGUCUGUUGCGAGUACUUUGAAUGUUCCUGGCUGCUAGCUGUUGCGGCUGCUGCUUCUUAUGUCAAGGAAUGGAUUUAUAGGAAGAAGAAAAAAUAAUGGAAAGGUGAAAAAUUGAAUCCUCGCACAUUUCUUCGGAGCACAUUCAACCGCUUAUCGUGCAUCUCCACCGAGAGGAUGGAGUGGUGGAAACGCAUGGUGCUUUAUUGUUGGUAUCUAAUUGUUAUCUUGGAAAUCGAAUUUGAAAAAUAUGUUUAAACGUGCUUAAUUGUUUUAAGCGAAAAAAGCGCAGAAUAUUAUUGUACAACCAUUGUCGGUGGCGUUUAAAAUAAUAUAUCAAUUAUUAAGUGAGGUAAAGUGAAAAAAUCUAAUUCUCGUCGUAAAAUGCCAAAAGCAACGCAGCUUACUAAUUUAACGCAAUUUUGCUGUACCGCUCAAAAACCUUCCAAAUUAUUGAGGAAAUGAUUAUCACACUUAGCAUAGUUGAACAAAGCCAACGUCAAGGUUCAAUAGUGUACUUAUUCAUGAUGAUACGGAGGCGGGAAAACACCGUUAAACAGAAGACAAAAGUGCAAAAAUAUGUUACAAGAAGGAACGAGACUAUACUUGUACAAGUACAAACACAAUUUCGGAAGCGGAACGGGUCGACAGAAAACAAGAGAAAAAGGAUUACAGGCCUGCAGUGGAGAUGAUACAAUAGCGGCAGUUGCAACAACAGCAGUUAAUAUGAACGAAUGAAUGCGAUGUAGGAAAGUACGCAGAAGUACAACUAUUUUUUUAUACCGGAAUGUAGUCGGUUGUAAGGGAAAGUUUUAGCAGAUAGAGAUUAUUGUACGUCCUCGUGUGAGACUUUUAGCGGAAUCAUUUAGGCUGCGAAGCCAGGAUGCAGUUCGAAAUUUAUAGAAAGGUACAUGUUGGGUUUUGAGCCAGUGCGACGGUUUUGUUUUAGAAAAGGAAUUGUUCGUUUCGAGUCAUACUUGCUGUUGGUAGUAUUUGAAGACGAAAACAAAUAUACUCAUAUAGAGGAUAGCAACUAAGGAAGUUGAAGAUGAAAUUCUAGAUGUUUGAUCAAAAAUACGCGAUUCAUUGAUAUACGGAUAAGUAAAGAGUUGUACAUUAUUUUACAGUUGUCAACUACAUUUCUUAUUAAGGAAAAAAUAUUAAGUUUAGUAUUUAGUUAUGAUGUAAUAGCUGAAA